UUCCGCAUUCCGUGCGUGACGUCAAAUGAGGGGCUGGUCAUGUGAUGCCGCAGAUCCUGCCAGCUCACUUAUCGGAAGGAAGCAAAGAUGGCGGACUGGGGUAGAGGUUCCAGUUCAGGAGCAGUGGAUGAGAUGCUCGAUGCGGAGAAUAAACGCCUCACAGAUGAUCUCUCCACCAAAGUGACACGGCUGAAAUCGCUUGCACUGGACAUUGACAGAGAGGCGGACGACCAUAACAAUUAUCUGGAUGGAAUGGACUCGGACUUUAUGAGUGUGACCGGUCUUCUGAGCGGCAGCGUGAAACGAUUCACAGGAAUGGCUCGUUCCGGGAGGGACAAUCGCAAGCUCUUGUGCUAUGUGUCAGCUGGUCUAGUCGGACUCUUCUUCAUUCUCUAUUACCUUGUGUCACGGGCCAGCACGUGAUGAUUUGGUUAACCCUUUUCUAUGAAAGACACUGAUUAUGUACAGACACCCAGUGACCCACAUGCGGGGAGGGGUCUUUGGCAUAAUAUGAAAUCUGAAGAGGAUCCAGGCACUUUAAACAUAUUAUGAUAAAUCUUUAGAGACCCAAAGUUUCCACAUAAAACCUGACAAUUUGUAUGUAAAUAGCAUUUUAUAUAAUUCCUGAUAAAUUGCUUCCAGUUCACUUAGAACUAGUUCAGCCUUUAUGCGGCAUAUUUGGCUUACACCAAAUUCAUAUGUGUUAGAAAUGUUUUUAUGUGAGAAUUUUAUCUGUGGAUUUGUGUGGACAUGGGGAUAAGCACUUUAUUCUUUGGUGGAUUUUGCUGCUGCCAGUUGCAGUCUAAACUACAUGUGGACCCAGCCUAAGACCAUGUUCACACCACAGAAUUUCCAUACGGAAUUCUGCAGAAGAAUCCACCAAUGUCUCCGGCUUCUCCAGAAAGGAAAGUCAUGUUUAUUCUUUGUGCGGAGUCCGCAUGGAAAUGCACUGCCCUCUGAGACGGCACAUUUCCAAGCAGUCCUAGUGUCAGCAUGUUCUGCCGGCACUGUGUUGUCGGGCUUCCACCAUGUGAACAUAGCCUAAGACUAUGUGCAUAGAAAGAAAGACACGGCUGCGCAUCCACAUGCCAUACGUUGAUCUAUUGCUUCUCUGCACAGUUUUGUUAAGUAACGUCAGGUUAGGAUACAUUUUGAAAUAACUAUAUAAUCCCACUUGCCUCUUCACAGUCACCUGAUCUAGGUUGGUCCCUAAAGUAAAUGGCUGCUAAGCAAUGGAUCAAUAUAUAAGGCUAGGUUCACACUGCCGUUGUGCCCUGACCCGGACAGGGUCCCUUCAGCUCAGCUCUUUUUUUUAAUUUAUUUAUUUAUUUUUGUGCUCAUCAGACCCUAAACAGGUCAGAGCACAACUGACACCGCCGGGUCCAGGCUGAUACCAUUGACUUGAAUGGGGUUCAUCAUAUGUCUGGUAUUUUAGGGGAGUUGAGUGGAAAAAAAUCAAACAUAUAGGCCCAGAUUUAUCAAGCUGUGUGAGAGAAAAAGUGGAGUUAUUUUCCCACAGCAACCAAUCACAGCUCAGGUAACAAGCUCUGGUAAAGUGAAACCUGAGCUGUGAUUGGUCGCUGUGGGAAAAUCACUCCAGUUUUUCUCUCAAACAGUUUGAUAAAUCUGGGCCAUAGUUUCUGUUACUCUCUGCUCAACUCCUGUCCUUUCGACGGAGUGAGCGGCGAAGCCCUCUUUAGCGUAGCACAGCGACUGUGUGAACAUGGCCUUAAACUGUGCGCCCAUGUCUUUCUUUCUAAAUUUGUUGUACAUAAUAGAACACUAUGUUGCUUUCUUUUUGGGUAAUUAUACUUGCAGGCAGAUUGGGACUGACCAUGAUGUAGAUGAAAACACAUAUCCAUAUCGCACAUUUGUGAAAAUCUGUGUGGGUUAAUUUUGGACAUAAUCUUAGGGUGUAUUCACACAAAGAUUAUACAGUGAAUGGGAAGUUAUAAUAGCCGCUAUUGCGGAUCUGCUGUGUGUAAAUGCAUCCUUAAGCCCCAUUUCCAUUAUUGUAUUGGCUUAAUUUAUUAUUGGAGCCUUGACAGCUUUGAUAGAUUCGUUUGGAAACUUCCAAGAGUCUUUUGGCUUUUGGGGAAAAACAGAGACUAGUGGUGGUGUAAAUAGAGCUUAACAUCCGGUCAUAACUUAUGUUAGAAGGUGAGUAAUUGUACAAAUGCAUCACAUUACAGCUCAGAUAAGCUGUUAUAUUAGCUGAGCUUGCUGACUCCAACAAGCUACAAGUUUGGCCUAGAGCAAUGUAUUUACAAAGUUUUUUUUUACUUAAUUGUAGAUUUUAUGAAGGUGUUGAGAACAUGACUACAAAAUCUUGUAUACUUAUGAUUACACCAGUGCUUUGCAGUAUUAAGAAAUAUACCAGCAAAAAAAACCUAAAAGGUCACGUCUGAUAAAGCUCUGAAAUCCAGCUUGCAUGAUCCUUCUUCCCAAAGUCUGUGUCAGAAAGGGUCAGGAGACCCUAUAAAGAUUAGUCAUGUGACAGCAUCUAAUGCUUAAAGGAAUACUGUAGUAGAAUCUGAAGGAUAGGGGAUAAGGUAUAGAUCGCAGGGGGUCCAACCGCUGGGCCCCCCGCGAUCUCCUGUACGGGGCUGCAGAAGUCCGCAGGAAGGGGGUGUUCAGUCCGCACAUGACACGGCGGCCGACACGCCCCCUCCAUGUAUAACAUAGCCGACACGCCCCCUCCAUGUAUCCCAUAGAGAUACAUGGAGGGGGCGUGUCUGCCUCUGCUUCCUGCUGGGGACGGCGCGGUGCUUCCUGCGAACUGCCGCAGCUCUGUACAGUAAGUAGAUCGGACCUCCCCGCGAUCUAUAACUUACCCCCUGUCCUUCAGAUAGGGGAUAAGUUAUAUUCUACUACACUACUCCUUUAUGGAUCACACAAGCUGAAUUUCAACAUACCUGACCCGUUGUUUCUUUGACACACUUAUUAAAUGGUUAACAUUGUAAUAUCCACACGAAAAGAUCCCAUCUCCACGUUCUGGAAACUCCAUUCUCUGUCACCUUAGCAAGUGCCAUAUGGAAUUGUAGUGCCUAUCCAUAGGAUUUCCGGCAAGUGUAUUGCAAUGUGAGUCUAUUUGACUUCCAGUAUUUUUGUAUACAGCUCGCUUUAGCGUCUGAGAACGGAGUUGCCGUAGUUGGGAUCCUUUUUAAAGAGCAGUUGUCCGAGAUUAGAAAAUCCAUGGCUGCUUUCUUCCAAAAACAGUGCCAGUCCUGUCCACAGUUUAUAUGUGGUAUUGCAGCUCAGACCCAUUCACUUUAAUGGAGCAGGUGUGGUGCUGUUUCUUGAAGAAAGCAGAAAUGUUUUUCUAUUCCUGGACAAUACUUUUAAAGUGUCAUGAAAUAACAUUUGCUCACCCUUUUUGAUCUUGCGAACAUGCAGCUCAGAUGCUGUAGGGGGCGGUCUGGUCUGUAUACUUGUGGCUGACACAUGACCAUUGCAGCCAAUCGGUGGCCUCGGCAGUCAUGUAUUGUACUUCUGGCAUCACUGCUUGACAAUGUUUAGCCAAAAUGUAAUGAUAUUUUUAGAAUUUCUUAGUUUAGUUAUAUCUGUUUUUAGAUAGUUGGGUGGACCAAUAUGGUGUCCUAUAGUGACAGUCACCUACCUCACCACACUUCUGAAUGCCAAAUCUUAUGCAACAUAAUAUGUAAUUUAUAUCCCCAGAGCUCCUAUAGCUACAUCGGAGGGUGUGGGGCCAUUUAUAGUCCAUGUUUCUUUAUCUUUGCUGUCAAAACGUCUUUUCAAUAAAAGAGACAUGUAUAUUUA
Messenger RNA from Hyla sarda, 3780 nucleotides. RefSeq names its product Bet1 golgi vesicular membrane trafficking protein like (gene BET1L). Gene Ontology annotation, biological process: retrograde transport, endosome to Golgi; regulation of retrograde vesicle-mediated transport, Golgi to ER. Bases 88 to 423 code for a protein of 111 amino acids. The transcript is spliced from 4 exons. Lineage: Eukaryota; Metazoa; Chordata; Amphibia; Anura; Hylidae. Gene Ontology annotation, cellular component: SNARE complex; Golgi trans cisterna. The record is from RefSeq and is a predicted model, not a curated record. Gene Ontology annotation, molecular function: SNAP receptor activity.